Molecule: messenger RNA, 2789 nt
Organism: Neltuma alba
Lineage: Eukaryota; Viridiplantae; Streptophyta; Magnoliopsida; Fabales; Fabaceae
Product: seed linoleate 9S-lipoxygenase-3-like
Exons: 9
Coding region: 37-2655 (872 amino acids)
Biological process (GO): lipid oxidation
Molecular function (GO): metal ion binding; protein binding; oxidoreductase activity, acting on single donors with incorporation of molecular oxygen, incorporation of two atoms of oxygen
Source: RefSeq, a predicted model, not a curated record
UAUUCUUGUUCUAGUUACUGUUAAGAAGAAGGAAAGAUGUUGAGUUCAGGAGUGAACUUUGUGUCCGAUAUCUUUGGUCACAACAAAGGAAAGAUCAAAGGAACAGUGGUGUUGAUGAGCAAGAAGGUCUUGGAGUUCAAUAAUUUGGACCUCAAAGCUGGAAUCAACUUGGGUCUUGAUGCUGCCACCUCUAUCUUCGAUGGUCUUCAUCAAAUAAUUGGUGGAGCUGUCUCUCUUCAAUUGAUUAGCUCCACCAAAGCUGAUCCUGGGAAUGGUUUGGGGAAACUUGGGAAGGCUGCACCGUUGGAAGGGUUCAUUCGGACAUUGCCAACGUUGUUGAAUGGUCAAGCAGCAUGUAGGGUUCAUUUUGAGUACGAUGAUGGGUUUGGGUUGCCAGGAGCUUUUGUGAUCAGAAACAAUCUUCACAAUGAAUUCUUUCUUGUGAGUCUCACACUUGAUGACAUCCCCAAUCAUGGCUCCAUCCACUUUGUUUGUAACUCUUGGAUUUAUCCUCGUACCAAGUACCAAACCGAUCGCAUCUUCUUCACCAACAAGGCAUAUCUGCCAAGUCAAACUCCAACGCCAUUGAGGAAAUACAGAGAACAGGAACUCAACACUUUAAGAGGAGAUGGAUUCUCAGAGUGCAAAGAAUGGGAUAGAGUCUAUGAUUAUGCUACUUAUAACGACCUGGGUGAUCCUGAUGAGAAGGAAGCCCUAGCUCGUCCAACUCUUGGAGGCUCUAGCGGUUAUCCUUAUCCUCGUAGAGGAAGAACCAGCAGGCCACCUAACAAAUCUGAUCCGAGCACUGAGAGCAGGCUUCUUUUCCUGGCUGAAAACUUCGAUAUCUAUGUGCCACGAGAUGAGAGGUUUGGGCACACCAAGUUAUCAGAUUUCUUGGCAUAUUUGCUCAAAUCUGUGGCUCAAGAUCUGAGGCCUUUAUUGGAAUCAGCAUUUAGAUUAUCAAAUGAGUUCAAAGACUUUGAUAAUGUUCGUGAUCUUUAUAGUGGUGGAUUGAAGCUUCCACACGACUUGUUUAAGCAAUUCAGUGAGAGAUUGCCUAUUCCAUUGCUCUCUGAACUUUUCCGAACUGAUGGAGAGCAGUUUCUCAGAUUUCCUACUCCCUUGGUCAUCAGAGAAAAUGUUUCUGGAUGGAUGACUGAUGAAGAAUUUGCAAGAGAGACGCUUGCUGGUGUGAAUCCUUGCUUAAUCGAGGGUCUCCAAGAGUUUCCCCCAAAAAGCAAGCUAGAUGCUAGUCUCUACGGUGACCAAACCAGCAAAAUAACCAAAGAACAUUUGGAGCAAAACAUGAAUGGAGUCACAGUGAAUGAGGCACUCACCAGCAAGAGAUUGUUCAUACUAGACCACCAUGACGCAUUCAUGCCAUAUCUGAGACGGAUAAAUAGUGAAACUGGAAAUAAGACUUACGCCACAAGAACAGUCUUUUUCUUGAAAGAUGAUGGAAGUUUGAAGCCAUUGGCCAUUGAAUUAAGCUUACCUCAUCCCGAUGGAGACCAACACGGUGCUGUUAGUAAGGUGAUCCUGCCUGCCGACCAGGGCGUUGAGGCUACCAUCUGGCUAUUGGCCAAAGCUUAUGUAACUGUUAACGACUCUGGCUUCCACCAACUUGUUAGCCACUGGCUAAAUACACAUGCAGUUAUUGAGCCAUUCAUCAUAGCAACGAACAGGCAACUAAGUGUGCUUCAUCCUAUUCACAAACUUCUGCACCCUCAUUUUCGUGACACCAUGAAUAUUAAUGCACUGGCUCGACAAGCUUUGAUCAACGCAAAUGGCAUUAUAGAGUUAUCAUUCUUGCCUGGGAAAUACUCCAUGGAGAUGUCUUCUAAGGUUUACAAGGACUGGGUUUUUCCUGAUCAAGCCCUACCUGCCAACCUCAUUAAAAGAGGGAUGGCAGUUGAAGAUCCAACUUCUCCUCAUGGACUUCGUCUUGCAGUAGAGGAUUACCCUUUUGCUGUGGAUGGACUUGAGAUAUGGGAUGCUAUUAAGACAUGGGUUCAAGACUAUGUUUCUUGCUACUAUGAGACAGAUGAGACUGUUAAAGCAGACUCUGAACUACAAGCUUGGUGGAAGGAACUUGUGGAAGUUGGCCAUGGAGAUUUAAAAGAUAAACCAUGGUGGCCUAAGAUGCAAACACGAAAGGAACUUAUUGAAUCUUGCACUAUUGUCAUAUGGACUGCUUCAGCUCUUCAUGCUGCUGUUAAUUUUGGACAAUAUCCUUAUGGAGGUUACAUUCUGAACCGUCCAACACUGAGUAGAAGAUUCAUUCCUGAAGAAGGAACUGAAGAAUAUGAAGAGAUGAAGAAGAACCCAGAAAAAGCUUUCUUGAGGACAAUAACACCAAAGAUUCAGACCCUAAUUGAUCUUUCAGUGAUUGAGAUAUUGUCAAGGCACACUUCUGAUGAGGUUUAUCUUGGGACAAGGGACAGUCCUGAUUGGACUAGUGAUGUUAAGCCAUUGGAAGCUUUUAAGAAGUUUGGGAAGAAGCUCACUGAGAUUGAAGAAAGGCUCAUAGCGAAGAAUAAAGAUGAGAAAUUGAGGAACAGGGUUGGGGUUGUGAAUGUGCCCUACACUUUGCUUUAUCCUACAAGUGAGGAAGGGCUCACUGGUAGGGGCAUUCCAAACAGCAUCUCCAUUUGAUCAAAAUGUUUCAACUUUUUGUUCAUAAGACAAUAAUUAUUAUGUUUGAUUUUCAUAUUUCUGUUUCAUAAAAUCUUGUACUUGGUUGCCAAUAAAAGGCCGUUUGUGUUAUGUUUCAAUAAAGUGCCAUCUGA